CAGGCCCUGGAUGGAGAAAACAAGCCAGAAUUGUACCUCACCAUCCUCGCUAAAAAGCUAGCCUCAGCUCUGCUCUUUGCCCGGUUUGGGAGAAAGAUAGUUCUGUUUGGAACUAUGGCUACACAGACUGGAUUUAGCCUAGUUCAACUGCUCUCUCCAAACUGGGAAAUAUUUUGCCUGCUGAAUUUCCUUGUGGGCUUUGGACAGAUUUCAAACUAUGUGACUGCAUUUGUUCUUGGAUCAGAACUUUUGAGGAAAAAAGUUCGGGUUAUAUUCGGUACUGUGGGAACUUGCAUUUUUUUUGCAAUUGGCUACAUGACCCUGCCUUUGAUUGCAUAUUUCACACGAAGUUGGCGGAUAUUGCUUUUCAUCUUGUCUCUCAGUGGCCUGGUGUACAUUCCUUUGUGGUGGUUUAUUCCCGAAUCUCCACGCUGGCUGCUGACAAAGGGGAGGGUACAAGAAGCUGAAGCAAUAUUCCAGCAUGCUGCAAAGAAAAAUGGUGUCAAUCCACCAAUGACGCUCAUUAAUGAACUUAAGCUUGAAGUUAUGAAAAAUGAACAAAAACAACAUUUUUCAGUGAUUGACAUGUUUAGAAACCGGAGCAUGCAAGCCAUUGGUGUCAUAAACAUUCUAGUAUGGAUGAUUACUUCAGCUGGAUACUUUGGUCUGUCUUUGAACACACCCAAUCUCCAUGGUGAUGACUAUUUGAACUGUUUCUUCUCUGCAGUCAUCGAAGUUCCAGCCUAUAUAGCUGCCUGGCUUUUUCUCCAGAGGUUUUCCCGAAGGUUCAGCCUUUCGGGAUCGCUUUUCAUUGGUGGUGGUUUCCUUUUCUUCAUUCGCCUCAUACCUUCAAAUCUACCAACACUUUCCACAUUGCUGGUGAUGAUUGGCAAAUUUUGCACCACAACUGCCUUCUCCAUACUUUAUGUUUAUACUAUUGAGCUGUAUCCAACCACUAUAAGAAACCUUAGUAUUGGAGUGAGCUCCAUGUUCUCCAGGCUGGGCUCCAUCAUCUCACCUUACAUUUUUUAUCUCGGCAUUCAUCAUGAGUUUCUGCCUUAUAUUCUGAUUGGGAGUUCGACAGUGUUUUCAGCAAUUUUGAUCUUGUUCCUGCCAGAAACACUCAAUGUUCCUCUCCCAGAAACCAUUAACCAAAUGCAGAAAAUUAAGGGGGCCAGUUGUUUAAGUACACGGAACUUAAUUUCAUAAAACGGGAGAACACAUUACAAUGGUCAAUAAUAAGAAGGAGAUUAAGCCCAGCUUUGGGAACUGAUUGGCAGAAACGGAGAAAUGGACAUUCAUUUACUGACAAUUUGUGUUUGGACUAAUGUUAUCUUCUUGAAAUUAUUCUGAAAUAUGCUUAACAAUACUAUCAAAAUCAUCAAGGACUGAAGCUAAGUACCUAGAUAAACAGAAUGCUGCACUUUUAUAUGUUCCUCACUAUUAUUUGAACCAACAAUGUACUGUCCUGUAAUGCAAAGCUUUGUGGCUCUGUUUGGUCCACAAGAGUAGUGUGUGGUCAAUUUUGACAUUUAGACAAAGACCAAUGAAGCACAUUGGCUGGCUGGUUUCCAACCCACAGCAAGGUAAUAGCUGCACUUUUAACAAGCAAACUUCAUUUACAUCCCUUCUCUGUGCUGUGGUGCAUCAAGGAGUGUUCUGAUGGUACUCUUUUGAGUUGAGACACCCAUUUAUCUGUCCUUUCUGUCAGCAAGAUGCUGGGAGUGAGGCCACAAUUACAGAGGGGUUCCUAGAAAAGCAGCUCAGAUUACUUUUGUGGAACCUACAGGACUGGACAAAAUCAUUGUCAAUGUCCCUCAUCAGCUCCCAUGUCCUCUGACACAUGCUUGGGUCAGUUUAAUUCUAAAAUAACAAUCCUGGUCCAAGAACUACUGAUUCAGACGUGAAAAGAUAGUGCCACUGAAAACAAGCAAGUGAUUAGGAUACCCAAUUAUAGGACCCUUUAAGAGUAUCGCCCACCUCUUCAUUGGCACCUAUAGUGCAGUAAGGCUAAAAUCCUCAUUUGAGUUUAUCACUACCCUGUUAAUCCAGGUAAUAGAAAUGAAAAUGGGCCCCAAAUGGAUCAUAUCCACCCCCCAAUUUAUCCCAUAGAAAGAAUAAUUUUUCCAAUGACCAUGAAACAAACAGCUGCACUAAAACAAUGCUUUCCUUUCACAUGAUAAUGGGAACUAUUUUUUUCUACUUUUACUCUGGUUUAUUCCUCCAAAUCCCACUACUGGGGACAAAGACCAUCAGGUUAAAAAAAUUAAGAGAUCAAAAAUGAGCAACAAUGAUCAAGACUGAAAUUGAGAAGGAUUGUUAUCCUUUAAAUAGCACAAUAUUGGGGAGUUGGAGUAUUUAAGGGAUAUAACUCUGCAUAGGGUAUAGAUAGGAUAUAUAUUUGUUAUUGUUUAUAUACGAAUUCAAAUACAUAAAUAUUCUAAUUGAUAUAUAAACAAUAGUAAAUAUUUGUGGAUAAUGCUAAUGUUGGUGAGAAUUUUGAUGAGAAGAACACAAUUUUAUCCAUUACUUUGUGUGAGCAUUUUGAGAUUGCACAUAAAUACUAAUUCUAAAGUAACAAUUACAGUGCCUUUUUGAACUUAAGUUAUACUUGAAAGCAAGAUCUUAAAAUAUUUCUGCAGUCAAAGUUUGUGAAUUGUAAAUCAUUAAUGAAGUUCAUUUCAAUUAUACUACAAUGUUAUUUUCCUGAAAUUAUGUCUUGCUUGUUGAUCUCAGCAUUGCAUUUAUUUGGAAAUGUAAGUAUUGAAUCUAAGAUUAUGGUUUGGAGAAUGUGAUUAAUAAUUGUGUACAAUGAAGUUGUAAUGAAGAUCUCAUUCACUUGUGCGAGCUCUACCUGAACACAGAUUCUUCAUUCAUCGGCAAUUUCUAUCAGUGAUGGCUUCCAAUUACAUUCCACUCACAGAAGCAGGACAAGGAGAUAAGUUCCAAGUCUACUUCAGAAGAAUGGGAAAUAAACAGAAUAACAGAAUUACAUCUACCCUCCAUUCUUAAGGUCAGAAGUGGGGAUAUUUGCUGAUGAUUGCACAAUGUACAGCACCAUUUGUGACUCCUCAU
Molecule: messenger RNA, 3075 nt
Organism: Rhincodon typus (whale shark)
Lineage: Eukaryota; Metazoa; Chordata; Chondrichthyes; Orectolobiformes; Rhincodontidae
Product: solute carrier family 22 member 5-like
Exons: 10
Coding region: 115-1209 (364 amino acids)
Biological process (GO): transmembrane transport
Cellular component (GO): membrane
Molecular function (GO): transmembrane transporter activity
Source: RefSeq, a predicted model, not a curated record